Molecule: messenger RNA, 4958 nt
Organism: Coffea arabica (coffee)
Lineage: Eukaryota; Viridiplantae; Streptophyta; Magnoliopsida; Gentianales; Rubiaceae
Source: RefSeq, a predicted model, not a curated record
CCAAUUUUCUUUUCAUCCAACCACAGUGGUUUAAUUUCUUCCACACUUAAGGGCCCCACCAGUGACUAAGUCAGAUUGCGCUAAAAUUAUUUUGAGGUGACCCCACACAAUUUGAUUAAUCGCAAUUAUACUAAUCUGAAUCUCACACGUCAACCAACUGGAAUCGUUUAAUCAUCUCUCUCUUGUUCUGACUGGCUUCUAUUCUGAUUUCUGCCAAUUGUUGCUGAAACAUUCCUUCCAUCUCUGAUAUCAGAAAACCUUUCGAUCCAAGUUCCAAUUCCAAGCAAGAAACAAUGGCUGACGCUGUUAUCAGUGCUACUGUUGAGGUCGUCUUGGGGACACUUAUUUCCAUUGCUGCGGGCCGCAUUGGUAUGGUUCGGGAGGUCGAAGCGGAGUUGGAGAGACUAAGCAACACUGCUGCAAUGAUCCGAGAUUUCUUGGCUGAUGCUGACGGGAAAAUGCAUACCCAAGGGGUGCGACAGUGGCUCAAGCAGCUAGAAGAUGAGGUUUUUAAAGCUGAUACCGUGCUAGACGAGCUCAACUACGACAAUCUUCGUCGGGAGGUGAAGUACCGAAAUCAACCAAUGAAGAAGAAGGUAUGCUUCUUCUUCUCCUUCUUUAAUGCAAUUGGCUUUAGUUCCAGCUUGGCUUCAAAGAUCCGGGACAUCAACACCAACCUAGAAAGGGUCAACCAGCGAGCCAAUGAGUUGAGAUUGACCAAAAAGCAGCAAAAAGAAGCUGCACUCCCUGCUGAUGCCGCUGGUGCCAGACAGACCGACUCUAUUGCCGUUCCGAACGUUGUAGGAAGAUCCGGCGACGAGUCAAAGAUUGUGGACAUGUUAUCGAGCCCAUCUGAAAAGGUUCUUUCUGUUAUUCCCAUAACAGGCCCGGGAGGUUUGGGAAAGACAACUCUUGCUAAAUCAGUCUACAAUAAUCGAAAAUUAGAUGGGCACUUUGGCCAAAAAAUUUGGGUUUGUGUGGCUAAAGAACACAUUAAGAUACUGGAGCUGUUCAAGCUCAUUUUAGUACAAUUGACACAAGACGAAGUUAAAGUGGAUGACAGAGAGGUUAUCGUUAAAAAAAUUGAAGAAAAGCUCAAGGGAAAAAAAUAUUUCCUUGUUCUUGAUGAUGUGUGGGAUCAUGAUCAAGGAUUGUGGAAUGAUUAUUUCAACACUUUGAUGGGACUCAACGAAACCAAAGGAAGCUGGUGUCUUCUCACUACUCGUCUACAACCAGUGGCUAAUGCUGUGCCUAGACAUUUGCAAAUGAAUGAUGGUCCUUAUUCCCUAGGAAAGCUAUCAGAUGAUGCAUGCUGGUCCAUCAUAAAAGGAAAGGUGAUAAGUGCAGGCGAAGAAGUACCAGAAGAAUUGGAAGCAUUGAAGGAGCAAAUUUUAAGGAGAUGCGAUGGCCUACCCUUGGCGGCAAGUUUGAUUGGUGGCUUGAUGCUUACCAACAGAAGAGAGAAGUGGCACUCCAUUGUGCAGGAGAGUCUUUUGAAUGAAUAUCAAAGCCAAAUUAAUCAAAUACUUAAGGAUACUCAAUUACGAGAAGAUGAACUAAUUCAGCACUGGGUUGCUAAAGGUUUUGUUCUAAAGAAUAAUAGAGUGAUGGAGGAAACAGGAGGCGAGUAUUUGAGGAUUUUGUUGCAAAAUUCCUUACUGGAAAAAGUCCAAGAGCCGCUGUGGGAAACAUAUUAUUAUAAAAUGCACGAUCUCGUGCAUGAUUUUGCAAAAUCAAUUCUCAAUCCAGAAAGCAGCAAUCAGGAUCGCUACCUUGCAUUGGACUCUUCUAAAGGUUUGGAAGAAAAUACCACAAGGACAAUACCAGCAUCAAUUCGCACGUUAUUUCUCCAUCUAGAGGGUGGCGUAUCUACUGACAUGCUUUUAAGAUUCAAGUGCUUGAAUGUUCUCAGAUUGUCCGGCGAUGAUGUCAAGUUUCUGCCGAGCUCCAUUGGCAAACUACCAAGUUUGCGGUUGCUCGACAUUAAAUCUUCUAGAAUCAGAAGUUUGCCGGAAUCUCUUUGCAAGCUAUAUAAUCUGCAGACACUAACUGUGAGAGAUUAUGCACUUGAAGGAGGUUUUCCAAAACGGAUGAGCGAUUUGAUUAGCUUGCGGCAUCUAAACUACCACGAUGGUGAUGCGGAAUUGAAAAUGCCGGUGCAGAUGGGACGAUUGACUCGUCUUCAAACUCUGGGGUUUUUUAAUGUAAGUCAAGAGAGGGGUCGUGGUAUCGAAGAGCUUGGGACCUUGAAAUAUCUGAAAGGAUCGUUGAGGAUAAGAAAUCUUGGACUAGUGAAGGGCAAAGAAGCAGCUAAACAAGCAAAAUUGUUCGAAAAGCCAAAUCUGUCUUACUUGGCGUUUAGUUGGGAGAGUGGGGAUCGGGCAAGCGAUAACCGUGAUGAGGAUGUGUUGGAAGGUCUCCAACCUCACCCAAAUUUGCAAAGGCUGGGAAUUGAUUCUUUUAUGGGUAAUAAAUUUCCACAAUGGCUUAUCAAUUUGUCAAAAUUGGAGGAAUUGGUGAUAGAAGACUGCCAGAGAUGCAGCGAACUCCCCUCAUUAGGACAACUGCCAUCCCUCAAACGUCUCUAUUUGAUAAGAUUGGACAACAUUCGAUUUAUUGGAGAUGAAUUCUACGGUAUUACUGCUAAUGAGGAGGAGGAGGAGGAGGGCAGAUCACGAGCAUCAGGGAGCAGCACUAGAAGGCGAAAAUUCUUUCCUGCCCUUGAAGGACUCUGGGUAAUACGUAUGGGGAAUUUGGCAGAGUGGAAAGGUGCAGACCAAGUGAGGUCAACAGUAGGUGAAGCAGAAGCAGACGUCUUUCCCAUGCUGAUGGAUUUUCACAUUGUAAGUUGCCCACAACUGACCACUCUUCCAUGCUCGUGUAAAAGUCUACACGUGGAGAGUUGCGAUAAUCUAACAAGUAUAAAAAUGGGUUACGGCGCUGCUUCUGUUGAGGAGUGGUGGAUCGACUCUUGCGACAAUCUUAGGGAGCUGCCAGAUCUGGAUCUGUUUGGAUCGAGUUUGCAGCGAUUGACCAUCGCAAGUUGCCCAAGAUUAAUUGACCAUCACUUGAAGGAGGAGAUUUCAAGUGAUCCGUGACCGAACAAGAAGGCAAUAAUGGUGCUCAAACAUUAGUUUCAUGUUGAUUCCCAUCCUUGCUGAAGAAGGAGAAACCAGAAGAGUCUUAGAAAGCAGACCUCAUGUUGUUCGACAAAGACACCACCCUUUGCUGUUGCAUUUCUUACAAGAGUGCCAGGGGGCAGAAGUUAUUUUCACUGACUAGAUAGGUUUGAAGAUGAAGUUAGUAAUCAAUGAUGAGAAUUUUGCACAUCAGAGAGUGCUAGCUUUGACGGAGGCUUCACCAAUAGGUAGUUCUCCCCAGGUUUCCCAAACAUAAGUUUUUGCUCAUCUCCUGCUCGGGGUGUAGAAAGAAUGGUAAUAAUUUAGCUUGUUCAUCUUCAGGCAGUUUUCAUAGCUUUUUUAUCUGCAUUCUUGAUAUAUAUUUAGUAAAUAAAUCACCAAAACAUUUUUUUUGCCCUUUGGUGUAGCAUGCUGAUCGCUGAACAAAUUGGAAGAGACCAAAAUUUUGGGUUUUCUCUGCCUCUCUGAACCACUGAAAGAUUUGAACAUCUUAAAUCUCUUUAACUUCAACUUGUUACAUUCUAUUUGGCCAAUGUCAAAAUUACUAGCAAUGGUUCAUAGCCAAUUAGCCUCUUCGUUUGAAUGUGCUACAAAAUGUUUCAUUUGAUUUGCAAUGCUAGAUGUACAUGGACAUAUUCUUCAUUUUUCUGUCACUGAUAUUGCCAGUCUCAAUGGAUAACAUUUAAGCUAAUCGAGAAACGAUUUUCAAAGAAAAUUCAUGACACAAUUUGCUGUUCUUUGGGACUCUGUGUUCUUGUUGCCAUAAAAUUAGACCAGUCUAAUUGAACUUCAAAUAUGUAUGUGGAGGAACUAGAGUGCUGUGAACAUUCACCCCUUACAAUUGAUACUGCAUGCUUCAUAUCAAUGACAAUAAUUUUUUUUUUUCAUGACAAUAAUGUUGGAUAGUUGUUUAUCAUCUUUCACAAGUUUGAAAAGUUUAUACGUCACAAUUGCCUUGAUUUUCUGUUCAGUGAGCUGGAUUACUGUAUUGUAACCUUGCAUAUGAGCAAUGCAAGGAAUGAUGGUGCUCAAACAUCAGCUUCGUGUUGUUUUCCAUUGCUGCUAAAGAUGAAGAGCUCAGGAGAGUCUUAGGAAGCAGACCUCAUGUUAUUGGAAAAGGACACCACCGUUUGCCGUUGCAUUUCUUACUAGAAUGCCAAGGGACAGAAGUUAUUUGCAUUGAGGGUUUGAAGAUGAAGGCAGUAGUUAUCAAUGAUGUUAAUUUAGCUCAUUAGAUAGGAUUAGCUUUGAUGGAUGUUUCACAAAUAGUUGGUUCUCCCCAGGUUCCUCAAACAUAAGUUUUUCGGUUUCUCCUGGUCAGAAUGCAGAAAGGAAGGCUUGUAGAGUGUGACAUGGAUGAAGAAGAAAGAGAGGGGAGCAUCAUCCGAGCAUGGAAGCUGAUACUGGAGACCUAUCAAGAUGCGCAGCUGAUUAUAGUCAAACUGGACUGAUGGAUGUUUGUGACAGUAGACACAAUAAAUUGGAUAAACAAUCAAUUUGGAGCAGUGAGAAAUGUAGAUGCAAGAAGUCUUGAAUUGCACAAAGAUCCAAGGAAGAGCAUAUUUUGUGAAGAAUUAACACUUUUUAAAAUAUGGCAUUUCAUACUUUUGGUGUAUCAGAAUGUGACAAGUCCUGAUAGUAAGUACGUUUUCUUCAUCUUUUAUAGGGAGUAAAAGUAUGUCUAGAGACCAUACUUGCAAGAUUUCCUACCCUUUUUUAGUUAGACAUUUGAUAGAGAGAACUUUUCCUCUUCAAAUAAUCAUUUUUAUUAUCUAUGAUAGGUGAAAUUGCUUAUCAAUUUUACCUGAUACUGCGAAA